AUGGGCGGCUCAAUAUCCAAGAUGAUGGCCAAGAUCUUUGGCAGCAAGGAGAUGCGCCUGUUGAUGCUCGGUCUCGAUGCUGCCGGCAAGACGAGUGACNNCAUCCUCUACAAACUCAAGCUGGACCAAGACGUGACGACAAUCCCCACCGUCGGUUUCAACGUCGAGACCGUCACAUACAAGAACACCAAAUUCAACGUCUGGGAUGUCGGCGGUCAGGACAAGAUUCGUCCUUUGUGGCGACACUACUUCUCGGGCACUCAGGGCCUGAUCUUCGUUGUCGACUCGAACGAUCGCGACCGCAUGGACGAGGCUCGCACUGAGUUGACUCGCAUCAUUCAAGACCGCGAAAUGAAGGAUGCCCUGCUGCUAGUCUUUGCCAACAAGCAAGACGUGAACGGAUCCAUGCGACCAAAGGACGUUUCGGACGCUCUCAACCUCAACGUCAUCGCAAAGAACCACAUCUGGAAGGUCGAGCCCAGUUGCGCCACCACCGGCGAAGGCAUCUUCGAGGGCCUCGCAUGGCUGAGCAGCCACAUAAAGGUGCCUGCGAAAUAA
Molecule: messenger RNA, 558 nt
Organism: Aureobasidium vineae
Lineage: Eukaryota; Fungi; Ascomycota; Dothideomycetes; Dothideales; Saccotheciaceae
Source: the annotation of a GenBank genome assembly